GUGCCAGGUCUAGUGUGGGACGAUUUAGUCCCACCUACCCUAGACAGGUUAUUUCACUUUCACUUCUGUAUUCAUGAAUACACCAACGAGAACAUGUUAUUGCAAAUAUGAUAACCACAAUUUUAAUUUCAUUCAUGCAGUUCUCCAUCGUAGCCCCUCAUUCUCUUCAUCGCCAUUGCAUCGCAACCCAAGGGACCUUGUAUCCGAAAAAUAUCCAGUUGGUAAUGAUAGAUGAUGUCACUGUCUAUUACUACAACAGCAGUGCUGAACAAGAGGCCGUAGUGCCAGAAUGGUUGAACCACCCUGAGGGAAUUGAAUUCUGGCAGGAGGUUAAUCGAAAUUUGAAAUUUAAUCGAUUUGUAAUGGAUACGGCUGUGAGAGUAACAAGUGAACAUUACAAUCAUUCACAUGAUCACUUUUACCAAGCUCAUGGACGCUGUGGAUGGAAGUCAGACGGAACCACAGAGGCCUUUAUGAGCCAUGCAUAUGACGGCAAGGACUUUGUCAGCUUCGAUGUAUCGACCAGAACAUGGACAGCUGCAGUUUCCCAUGCUGUAUUUUACAAAAGAAAACGGGAAACAGAUUUAGAAGAUCUUGUUAGGCUGGUCAUUCAUUACGAAUCUGGAUGCAUCCGUUGGCUGAAGAAACUGUUACAGUUUAGUGUUACAUUUCGAGAACCCAAAGUCCCUGCCGUCAGUCUGUUUGAGAGACCACCUCAUGGCAACUCCGAGGUGGAGGUCACAUGUCAUGUGACAGGGUUCUACCCUCGGGCGGUGCAGGUGGAGUGGCUGGGGGCAGAGGGGCUUCCCAUGGUAGACGGGGUGAGCAGUGGGGAGGUGCUGCCCAACGGAGACGGCUCGUACCAGCUGAGGAAGAGCCUGACUGUCCCACAGGAAGCCCAGGACACCCAGAGCUACAGCUGCCUGGUGCUCCACAGCAGUGUAGCUGGGAACAUCACAGUAACCUGGGCUCCAAAGAAGAACCUGGCCAAUGUGCUCAUGGCUAUAGUCAUCAUUGUGUCUGUAGUCUUGAUACUCACUGUCCUAUUCAAGUAUUUAGUAAGGAGGAGAGCAGUAGGUAAGAGUCAAUCUUAACUCUUGCUGCACUAGGUGUUAUUUCUGAUCAGAGUAAAGUAAACAAGAGCUUAAUGACCCCUCACACACAUUUUAAAGAUUUUUCCCUUUCCUGUUUAUUCAGCAUAAUACCCAGAGUAAGAGGAUGACCAACGAUGAAUGAGAAAAGUCCUCUAGAUGCAUUUGAUGCUCUAUACAACCCUAAAGUAAUUUACAAAAUGUUAGACUUGAUGCUUUUGUUGUUGUGGUUGAUGCUCUAUACAACCCUAAAGUCAUUUAUACAUGUUAAAAUUGCUGCUUUUGUUGUUGUGGUUGAUGUUGUUACAAAAAAUAUCUUGGUCCUGUUGUUAUUUUACGAGCUGCAAGAUGUAAUCUAAACAACAAAUAAACGUUUGAGUAUAUCAUUGAAGGAGUGGUUAACAUCAGGAAGUAACUCCAUGGAGGAGGAGUUACAUUUCAACUGUCUAUUUUCUUUCUGUGAAGUGUGUUGUGACUGUUAAAUGCACUUUAAAUACAUUGUGAUUUGAUUUUAACAUGGUUCGGACUGGAGGAACUACAUUCAUGGAAAAUUCAAGUAAAAAAAACACAGCAUUUAUUUAAAUACAAUUAAAAAAACACAACUUAA
Molecule: messenger RNA, 1698 nt
Organism: Salmo salar (Atlantic salmon)
Lineage: Eukaryota; Metazoa; Chordata; Actinopteri; Salmoniformes; Salmonidae
Source: RefSeq, a predicted model, not a curated record